UUCUCCGGCUUCCCGACCCGACCGGCAACGUGAUCGUCCCCAUGCUAAUGAUCCAUCACAGUGAAGUGUGCCGACGCUGUUGAUUAAAAAUCGUCGAGGAAUUUUUAUGUGCCCCCCGACCCAUUUACAAAACGGAUUCACGCACUGUCAUUGCCGUUUUACGUAUGCACUGGGUGCUAGUGAUGGUUUAUUUUUUCUAGUUCUAGACGAUUAUGUGUCCCUUCUUUAAGGAUAUAAGCAUGUCAUCAAAAUCCGGCGACCACAUCCUAAUCUAGAUUAAAGAGACAAUAUUAAAGAAUCCUGCACCAUGCUUAGCAGUAGGAGCUUGUGGGAAUUCGCAGUCAUCCUGUUGUGUUCUUGCAGCUCGACAGUUUACGCAUCUGCAAGCAUCGUGGGCAUACCAACAUCGUCUGAGGGCAUUUCGAAGUCCCGCUUCGUAGAAGCCGGCAAACCAGCGGUGCAACGUCCCUACUUCGACGACAUCGGGCCCCGGAACGUCACCGCGGUGGUGGGCCAGUCGGCCCUGCUCAACUGUCGUGUCAAACACCCCGGAGACAGAACGGUAUCGUGGAUGCGUAAACGCGACCUACACAUCCUGACGUCCGGCAUCCACACUUACACCGGGGACCAGCGCUUCAGCGUCCGGCAUCCGGAGCACAGCGACGACUGGGACCUGCGGAUCGAGUACGUCCAGAAGCGGGACGGGGGCGUGUACGAGUGCCAGGUGAACACCGAGCCCAAGAUAAAUCUGGCCAUUAUGCUUAAUGUCGACGACUUGUCCUCCCUAGCCGCGACGCACCCCGGUCCCCGGCCCAAAGACGCCCAGGCUUCAAUAUCCGGUCCGCCGGAAGUGUACGUGAAGAAGGGCAGCACGAUAUCGCUCACGUGCACCGUGAACGUCCACUCGACUCCGCCGUCGUCGGUGCUAUGGUAUCACGGUCAUUCGGUGGUGGACUUCGACUCGCCGAGGGGUGGCAUCAGCUUGGAGACGGAGAAGACUGAGGCGGGCACCACCAGCAAAUUGCUGGUCACCAAGGCACUGCUAUCUGACACCGGAAAUUACACUUGCAUGCCGUCCAACGCUAGCCCGGCCUCGACAGUUGUUCACGUUCUUAAUGGGGAACAUCCUGCGGCAAUGCAGACCAGCAGAGCAGGAAUACCUCAACAGUUAGCGUUGCUCGCCACGCUCUCCCUAUUGGUCACCACGACGGUCAGAUGAUUACACAUGCCCCUAUAAAUAUCAGUCAAAGAUAUGCUCAUAUAAAUAAUAGUGAAACUAAAAUGACUUGCGUGUAUAUAAAUCUCAUUGAACGAACGAGAAAAUUUGUGCUGUAUUGGCUAUGUGUUUCCUCCCCUGUACUGUACGACGUGAAUCUGCUCGUUUCAUUUUUUGGUGCUAAACUGUUUCCAGUGUUAUGGUUGUGAGUGGUGGGACACUUGAUUGAGAACGUCCAGAAAGUGUAUAUAGUGUAAUCUGUUUUAUAUUCACUAGUCAGCACUAAAUAGGAUAAUAUAGGGUCAUUCAUUGUAAUAAUUAUAUACAUGUUGAUAUUAUGUAGAUAUAUUGUUAAAAUUUUAACACAUUUUAUUCUGUUACUCUUAAAUCUAUACGUUUUGUUCAACAAACAACUCUUCUUUAUGUCAUGACGCACGCUUAAACUCCAAAAGUGGACCAAACUUUCGUUUAAAUGAAUUUUACUGGUUACAAUGGCUUUCAACAAACUAAUCCGUAACUAUAAUAGUUCAUAACGUGUGCACACCACACGAAAUAAAAGUACACCGAAUAAAUUAAAUUUAACUUGUACGUUAAACAACACCAUAAUAUAAUUAAUUUAUCAUAAAACAUGUUAAUGUUAGAAGCAAUGAUGUUUGCGUUCCUUUUGUGUAACAAAAUAUAGCCUCACGUAUCCCCAAUUACAAAAUUUUGAUCAAACAACAACAUCCACGUUUAUGAACCUAGUUAUCCAGCUUCAUGUUUAUUUAUGCAUUAUGUAUUACAUUCACUGUAAUAAUAAUCCACUUUAAAUUCUUUUUAAGCCCUUUAAUCAUUCUAGCCAAGACUCUUUGAGUUGCAAACGCUAAUUUAUUCUGAAGUAACAUUGUUACGCUAUUAUAGAUAAUUAAAUUACUUAGUUUAAUAUUUAUUACAUUAAUAAUUUAACAUAUUUUAUUUCCCUUUAAAAUAAUAUGCUCAUGAUAUAAAGAGGAAUAUGUUUGCAUGAUUUCAAAAAACUAUAAAUCAAUCCUUGGCAAUAUAUGAUCUAAAACUUUAAGUAUUUUUCGAUUUAUUAAUAUUUUUAUAAAAAUGGUCUUACCGUGUAAAAUCUAAUCUUGUAAUUAUCAUAUUGUACAUAUUAA
This is a messenger RNA of Aethina tumida (small hive beetle), 2358 nucleotides long. Its product is annotated as lachesin. The transcript has 7 exons. Lineage: Eukaryota; Metazoa; Arthropoda; Insecta; Coleoptera; Nitidulidae. Gene Ontology annotation, biological process: synapse organization. The record is from RefSeq and is a predicted model, not a curated record. Gene Ontology annotation, cellular component: neuron projection membrane. The coding region runs from base 308 to 1219 and encodes 303 amino acids.